AGGGAAACAUUUGUUAAAAGCAAAGUUCGUAAUUUUCCUAUUUCAGCCUGUCGCAGUGCGCAAUUGCGUAGGGUUCGAAGUCCUUUUCCUCACUACCCACAGCUGCUCAUCCUUAACCGGAAAGCAUCAGACGGUGUAUCUCCGCCGCCCUGCCGCAACCACUCCAAUCAAGUUCUCUCUAUAAUUCAACAUUUAAUCAAUUUAGAGAUUGGAUUAAUUUUUUAUCCCUAUUUCCUGAAAAUAUUCCCCAAAUCAAUUUCAUUGAAUACAUUUGUAUACUCUCAAGUAUAUAAUAUUUAUUUUAUUUGUAUUUGGUUCACACUCCAAAUAAUAUACUUGAUUUGGCGAAAAUAAGCAAAUUACUGUUUUCCCCUUUCAAUUCUGUGCUUCUUGGAAGGCCCGACUGAGCAUUGUAGCGACUUGUUCAAGAUUACCAGCGGAUUGGUGCUAGGGUUUAGGGGCGAAUUUAAGGGAGUUGCGGAGUGCAGUGAUGGGGGGAGAUGAUCGGACAUUUAGGGCAAAUUUCUCAAGUGAAGGAGUUUCGAGGCUUCGUGGGGUUGUCGAGGAGAAGCUCAAGGAGUUCAUGGGUGACUACACCGAUGACACUCUUGUGGAAUAUGUGAUAGUCUUGCUAAAAAAUGGUAGGAGUAGGGAUGAAGCAAAAAAUGAGCUGGAUGUCUUUUUAGGAGAUGACAGCGACUCUUUCAUAUCUUGGCUAUGGGAUCAUCUGGGAUCUAAUCUAAGUUUAUACGUCCAAGCACAAGAACUUGAACCAGUAGGAGUCCCCAAAGCAGAACCUGCUGUAGGGGAUCAGCCUCGGAAAACUGGGUCUCAUCAGAUUGAAUCUGAAGCUGAUAAACAAAAUUCUGUUGAAACAUAUGGGCACCAUAAAAAUCGUGAAAAUAAAGGGUUGGUAAGGGGUGGCAAUGAUGAAGUCUCCCUUCCUCUAAAGUCAGUGGCCAACAAUGUAAAUUCCAGGGAUGAAAAUAAGCCUAGUGAUUCUCAAUCCAAGCCACUUCGUUUUCCUCAGUCAACAAUUCAUAAAAAAAGAAGGCGAAAUGAUGAGGGGCAACAGCAAAGAAAGAGAGACGUAUCCCAGUCGACUGUUAGUGCCCCAAAAAGGCUACUGCAAUUUGCUGUACGUGAUGCUGUUGCUACUUCUAGGCCAUCAAAUGCAACAGCAGAGCCUUCAUUCAAACGUCUACGCUCUGUGGUUUCAACAACGGAUUCAUAUGCUGAAGCACGCCCUCAGAGGAUUCAUCGCGCUUCUAUGUCUGUGGCUAUUAAAGCUAUGGCAGAAGCAGUGAAGGAUGUGACUAAAGUUAGGCCUUCUCGUAAUGUAUUUGAUAGGCUUGGCAAUGCUAUGGAUGGCCUAAACACUAGCAGUCAUCGAGAAUAUGGAGGUAUUGCUGAAGGUGCUAUUGAUGGAGAUUUUAAUGUUGAGAUGGAGAGUCUUCACUCUUCUUAUCACCUGCGAAAUGAUAUCAGCAUGCUGCAAGAAGGGAACAUGUCAUCUUUUCAUGAAGAAGUCAGGGGUACUGGUCUGGGAUAUGACAGAGAAAAUUGUGAUGAAAGGGGAGGGGAAGGCACAGAUAUAUAUCCAUCAGGCUCAUCUGGUGGAAACUGGGUAGAGAGCUCCUUGAAGUUUCAGUAUGGUGCUGCUGAUCAUGUUGAUGGAACACCCCACAGAUCACGUAAAGAGAUUAUUCAACCUGCGGUAGUGCAUAAUGCAAUCCUCAUAAAUUCUUCCGCUGUAAGCAUGAAAAUGAGGAAAUCUCAAUACCAGGGAGAAGUAGAGGCAGCUGAGAUCGAUAGUCGUGAAAGAAUGCGAGGUGCUGAUACUGUGUCUACGAAAUCUGAAGCGUGGUUGAUGAAAGAGAACAACAAUCAUACAGUGCCUUUUAAUGGAAAUGCAAAGCCUGAUGCUACUCUGCUCGAGUCUGAAAGGAGUCAGACACCAAGUGGUUUGCGAAAUACUGGUGCACCAACCGAAGAUGCUGAUUCCCGUACCAUCUUUGUUAGCAAUGUUCAUUUUGCUGCCACUAAGGAUAGCCUUUCACGACAUUUCAACAAGUUUGGAGAAGUCUUAAAAGUUAUCAUUUUAACUGAUCCGGCUACUGGGCAACCAAAAGGAUCAGCAUAUAUAGAAUUUAUGAGAAAAGAAGCAGCUGAGCUUGCUUUAUCUUUGGACGGCACAUCCUUUUUGUCUCGGAUUUUGAAGAUUGUAAAGAAAAGCUCUGCACAACCUGAUGCUGCAUCUGUUAUGACAUGGCCUCGCGUUGCCCGAGCAUCUUUCGUUGUUCCAAGAUAUGGCAGAGCUCCUUUCACUAGAGGUAUGCCCAGUUUAUACAGGGGUCGUGUACCUAUGAAGCCUGGUGCACGGAGUUUCCAGUGGAAGCGAGGGGCCGACUCAACUGUGACUGAGACUUCAGGUCAGGCUUCUAACAGCAUGAUUUCAUCACCAACUACACGUAGUCUCACAUAUGUCAGAGCGGAAACAAAGACAAAUGGGAGUUCAGGAACUGCCUAGAUUGGCAAAUUAUUUAUCGUUGGGUGUCUCAGCGCUGUGCAGAGAAUUUUGAAUGCCAGCAUUGUUUAAUGCUUGGUCAGCUAUGCAGGCAUUGUUUUUCCUUGGUCGACGUGAUCAGCCAAGUGCAGAGGUGCAUGAAUUGAGGAAUAAUAUCCUCAUUUUGCUUUACUUUAGUAUAGUGAAAAUGGGGUAAUUCCGGGCGUUACAGGGGAACAGAACGACCUGGAUAUAUAUUAGUCUAUUUUGUGAAUAUUAUGGACUGAAUGCGGCUUUAGACAUUAUGCUCUCAGAAUAUUUUUUGCUAUGCAUUGAUCUUUUAUGAUCGUUUGAAUACGAAAUGAAAAAUGAAAAAAAAAUGAAAAAGUUUAUUGAA
Messenger RNA from Salvia miltiorrhiza (redroot sage), 2903 nucleotides. RefSeq lists its product as uncharacterized. The record is from RefSeq and is a predicted model, not a curated record. Gene Ontology annotation, molecular function: poly(A) binding. Lineage: Eukaryota; Viridiplantae; Streptophyta; Magnoliopsida; Lamiales; Lamiaceae. The transcript is spliced from 9 exons. Gene Ontology annotation, biological process: mRNA processing; regulation of mRNA stability. Gene Ontology annotation, cellular component: nucleus; cytoplasm. The coding region runs from base 491 to 2530 and encodes 679 amino acids.